UCUUUCGUUCCUGUGUUUGUUGUCUGUUUUGCUUGUCUGCUUUUUAGAAUAAAAUCGAGACCAAAACGGGGGAGGAAGACACUAUUAGGGGUUAUAAUGUUUCUGGGAACUAUUCGCAUUAUCAAUCGUGAAUCCAAGAAUUAUGCUGAAAAAGAACAAUGAGUGGACAUUCUGAAGAAAAGCUGAAUGUGGACAUCAUUGUGGAAUUCCUUGAAGUUGCAAUUCAUUGCAUCCUUUACAACCGGAAUUUGUAUCCUCAAGGAGUAUUUGAGAAAAAGAUCAAGUAUAAUGUUCCUGUCCAAAUGUGUUUGCAUCCAGAUGUUUGUGCGUACGUGGGCCACAUCAUCCAGAGCCUGAAACUACUUCUCGCUGAGGGAAAAGUCGAGAAAGUUGCUGUGGUGAUUCUUCAGGAAGACACUGGCUUACCUGUGGAAAAAUUUGUCUUUGAAGUGAGCGAUUUGAAAGAAAAGUGGAGAGAGACUGACCCGCAUCUAUUCCGAGUAGAGCAGGCGCUACGUGGCUUCCUCUUGAAACUGAACGUCAGCGAUGGCUUGCUGAUGACGUCCUCUACAGCUACUACAUGGACCAUCCAUGCCCACACAAAAGAUUCCACGUUAUCGUCUGCUGAGGAGAAGCUGAUCCAAAUGGAUUUCCCUUGGACAGAAGCGGAUGAGCAACAACAAAAAAUUCCCAAUGCUAAAAUAAUUCCGGUGAAAAGUGUGUCCACGGAUAUAUUUGAUAUGCAGCUGUAUGUUGAGGAGGGCGGAGACCCUUUGUCCUGACCUCUGUCUGGCUGGUGGCCAACACAAACAGUUUCCUGGGGAGUUUCCAUGUCGUGGAGAGGCCGGUGCUUCUUCUUACUCCUUGUGAAAACUAAUUCUUUACCCACGAACGUUGUAUUCAUAAGUUUCAUUGAUCCUGGAUGUUAUCUUCACCAUCGGAAAUUAACAAUUAUGGGAGCAAACAAAUCAACAGAAAAUAGAACAUAAAAGUUUGAAAGAGAAAAUGGAAGUGGAUUGGACUCACCUUGAGAAAACAGAAAACAGAUAUUGGUUACCCACCAAGCCUUCAGGUGGAAUCCAUGAGGAAAGAUAAA
Aplysia californica (California sea hare) is the source of this 1096-nucleotide messenger RNA. RefSeq names its product mitotic spindle assembly checkpoint protein MAD2B. The record is from RefSeq and is a predicted model, not a curated record. The coding region runs from base 159 to 782 and encodes 207 amino acids. Lineage: Eukaryota; Metazoa; Mollusca; Gastropoda; Aplysiida; Aplysiidae. Gene Ontology annotation, cellular component: zeta DNA polymerase complex. The transcript has 7 exons.